Molecule: messenger RNA, 1567 nt
Organism: Hippopotamus amphibius kiboko
Lineage: Eukaryota; Metazoa; Chordata; Mammalia; Artiodactyla; Hippopotamidae
Product: collagen alpha-1(I) chain-like
Exons: 5
Coding region: 1-1347 (448 amino acids)
Source: RefSeq, a predicted model, not a curated record
AUGUCGCCUCCUCCGCACGGAGGUCAGCCCGCCCCGUCCAGCGCGUCCACGCGCUUCCUCGCGGCCUCGGUGCUUGCCUCCUGCUUAGUGCACCGCGCAGCACAGCACUUCCUCAACUCACUUUUCCCCCGGCUGGGCCCCAGUCAGAAGGCAGGUCCGCGACGUGACCCUGAGACGAAAGCGGAAGGAAGGCUCCUCCCAGAGCUUCGGGCGCUCGGCCCGGCUCACCCCACCAGGGCAGAGGGCCGAGCGGGCCGGGGGGCCCUCGGCCCCGCGGCUUCCUCCCUCCGCAGUGACCGGCCAGGACGGGGCCGUUUCACAAGCAGCGGCGCGGGGGUGGGGACGGAGGCCCCCCAGGCAGCCCGCGCCGGGGCGGGGGGCGCCGCUCAGGGCAGCGCGCCUACCUCGAGGCCCCUCGGGGUCCGCGGGCCGGGGCCGGGCCGCCGGGCUGUGCGGAAAGGCCGGCCGGGCCCCCGCGGGCGGUGCGGGUCCGCGCCGGCUGCUCUGCGGGCGGAGGGCGGAGGCGCCGGCGCCCCGGCCCGGCCGAUGGGGCUGCUCCCGCCGGCCCGCUGGCCCCCGCGGGCGCGCAGAGCCCGGGGGCGUCCCCGGCGCCUCUCGGGACCCUGGGAUCCCCCCGGCGCCGAGCCCUGCCCGGGCCCUGAGGCCGUCCUGAGGCAGCUCCUAGCCAACCUGUGGAGUGGCUGCGGGUGUAGACGAUCUGAGCCGCUCCAGCGGGCUGCGUGCGGGGCCGGAGGCGGGAGUGCGCCCGGCUCCGGACUCUGCGGUGAGGAGAGCCGACAGGCACCCACCCUGAGCCACUGGCAGCUGCUGAGGAAGGUGCAGCCAGGACCCCUACCUGAGGCCCUGCGCACGUGGAAUGACACGUGCCAGCCGGUGCUGGACCAACCGGACGUUGCAGUUGUAGAACCCUUCCGGCUCCAUCCUGACCAACCAGACUCUGCCCUCAUGGUGGACAAUGAGGUCAUCCAUGAUGCCCCAACCUGGACAUCAAGUGCUGCACCGACACCAACCUCAACCGGGUCAUCUCUGCCUCCCUGCUUUGAGGGUGCCCUCGACCUGGACCUCACAGGGCUCCAGACCCCCCCUGGGGCCCCGGUCACUGACUUACCCAUUGUCUUGGCUGAAAAGGCCGACCAGAGGAGCUCUCAGUGUCCGAGAUCACCAGUGCCUGCUUUGAACCCUCCAGCCAGAGGGUCAAGUGCAGCCCCCACCAUGGCAGACCCACGGUGGAGACGUGGUGCCCAGGACGGGAGCUUCCACAGUCGAGGCCAGGAACCCCUCCAGCCGGGGCUGGCCUCCCAUGACUUUCAAGGCAAGUGGGGAUGACGGGAGGGGUUGGCGGCAGGCUGUGGACCCGCUGAGUGAGGAGGGUCCUGCAGAGCUGCAGGCAUGAAAACAAAUGCACUGGGGAUGGGAGAAUCGGGCAAAUUCAGCUUCAGAGGCUGAAUUUCACUUAACAGACCCCACCCUGUCUGGAAUCCAGGCCUUCAGCCUCUGUGCCAGGGUCGAAUCUAGCUGAAAGUUAUAAAGUUUGCCUUUGUGAAAG